UUUACAUUACAUAUAUUCUAAUUUCCUUUAAUUAAGUGUACAAAAUGUUAAUCGUAUACAUUUACCAAUAUCUGUGAAAUUGCUUAUUACGAAGCAGCUAUGCUAUUUUGCUUCACUUUGUUCUCGAACCUGGACGAAACCGGCACAUGUUUGUUUUUUUUUAAUUAAAAAGUAAAGAAGAUGACUUUUAUCUUCUCAUUCUGGCACUAAGAAGCGACUCGCUCUGCAGGCGACUUGAAAUAGCCAGUUGCUUAUUUCCAGGCAAUAUAUGUAUGUAUGUAUAAUAUAAUACUAUGGACAUAUUUGCUUUCGGUGUAUCAAUUAACAAUCGGUCUCGUUUCGCGAUACGUUACGGAAAUCGAAGAAUGAUCAGAAAAAAAGCAUCGUUCAGGCCAAGGCGGAAACUAUUGCGCAACAACGAAUCGUUUCUCGAUGAAAGAAACUCAUUCGAUUCACUGUUUCAACGAUCUGUCGAGAUAUUUCACGCUUACCGCCGAAUGGCAAACUACGAUGACAUACGUAGGCAACAGGAAGUUUUGUAUACGUGUUUUGUAAAGCAGCAUUAACCUUUUUGCUCCGAAGAGCGCGAAUAUAUGUAUGUACAUAUCUCCAUAGUAUGUACUUACUUAUAGUACACGUUCUUGACGAGUGGCCGGUAAGAAAAUCUAACCGAACCUAAUAGACCGUCUAAUCACGAUAAGAAAAGAAUAGUUAACCUCGAGAUGUUAACAUUUUAACCUGUUAACUGAACGUACGUGUAAUAAAAGGUAAACGACGAAGAGCUAUUACGUUGUUUCGUAACAGGGUGUCCACGUUGAUUGGUGGUAGUUCUGUUAUUCUUUUAUACGAAAGUAACAAAUGAAACAAUUAGGUUGAAAAAAAAUUUAAUUGGUUACAUCCUUAAUAUAAUUAUUCAGUUAACAGGUUAACGAACGUCUGACUGUCUGUCUGUCUGAACGGAGGUGCAGGGGUAGCGUAGGUGGCUGUAAACGUUGCAUAAAAUAAUUUCUUGAUUAAUCGUUUUCUCUUGAGUGAAUAUGUAAGUUUGUCGUGGAACAGGUUGUUCGAGUUGUUUCAUUUUAUCGAAGAUGAACAGACUGGUUUCACAUUGAACUGGGAAAACGAUAUCGGAGAACCUCUCCGUAGGAAUCCUAAACACGAGCUUAAGUUUUUAUGGAGAUCAGGCAAAAGGCGGACGUGGUGUUUCACCCUGAGAAUCAUACGGUCAGCUACUUAUAUCAACGGUGGUGGUUCUUCGAACCUGAACUGACCAACGGUUCUUUGAAUGACUCCAUCACGCAACUAAACGCUGUCGCAAUAUCAGCAAAACACAAAGUCCGUUACUGGGACGGCGCGCUGCAAAGUACUUUAUCGUUCAUGUUGACGGCGUCGAAAGUACACACCACCAAGACUGUGAACGAACUCUUGUUCGCCGGCUACGACGACUCUCUCAUCAAGCUGGGAAGAAUGGCAGCCUUGGGGGAUGAAAUACCACCUUUUGAUAAAUUCGGUUGGUUCUACAUGAGGAACGGUUCCACGAUGUUCGAUGGCCACUACAACAUGGACACUGGGGUUCACGACAUCAGUGAGUUCGGAGUCCUGAAAAAGUGGAACCACAAGGAUACAACGAAAUUCUUCAAGAGCCCGUGUAAUCUGGUAGAAGGGAGCGCCGGCGAAUUCUGGCCACCUUAUCGUCAGAAAGACGAAAUCUCCCUGUUCAGCGGCGACUUGUGCAGACCAUUAACAUUCGACUACGCGCAGACGACUUAUCACAUGGGCAUGGAGGGUUAUCAGUACGUGUUGAGUGAGAAAACAUUGGGAAACAACACUAGAAGACGUUACCCUCAUGAUCAGGCUAAAUACUUUGAGCAAACCACAACCACCGAGGAUUUCUUCGAAGUUGAACACUCAGCGGAAAUUACGGAUCCUCCUGAACAGGAUCCGGAUGUUGUUAAUAUAGGAAAUUGUUUUUGCAAUGGAAGAUGCACCCCUGCAGGACUGAUGAACGUCAGUGCGUGUCGAUAUGGGGCACCCGUAUUUGCCAGCUUGCCGCACUUCAACAGGGCUGAUCCUAGUCUCACGGAACGAGUCACUGGAAUCGAUCCGCAAGAUGAUCAUGAUUUUUAUAUCAUCCUCGAACCGGCAACUGGAAUUCCCCUAAAAGUGUCUGCCAAAUUGCAGAUCAACAUUUUGCUGGAACCAUCAAAAACAGUGUCACUUUUCAGAUCUGUACCGACGAUAUAUUUCCCAGUAAUGUGGUUCUCACUGGAAGUGGAAGCCACACAGAAGUUUAUCGAUGACUUGAAGAAGCUUCUGUCGCUUCCUAAUGUUUGCAUAUACGCAGGGAUAAUUUUGAUUCUCGUUGGAUCCCUGAUUAUUUUCACCGUAGCACUCCUGUACUUGUUAAACAGGCAACGCGCGAACUCGCUGGCCAGUGACAAGAUUACCAAGCCGGAAGUGAUAGCUUCUGGAGAUAAAACAGAGCUGGUAUACUUAGACAACGGCAACAGCAACGAGGAUCAUCACGUGAGAAGCGAUCGUAAGCUGUAUCGAAGUGUACAGUCGAAACUACAUAAUGAAAAAUAGAUGAAGAAUCGAUGAAAAGUUAUAAUUCAAUGAUAGAAAGGACCUCUAUUUUCGUGAAUGAUUAGUUGAAUGAAUGACGAGAAUUCGUUGAUCUUCCCGACGAGGAUCAUAAACGAAACAAGAGUAAUAUGUUCUAAAUUAUAUACAUUUUUUUUUGUAACAGUUUUUGUACAUACCUAAAUUAAGGAAUUUGUAAUUUUCGUAAAGAUAAGAGUAUAUAUCAGCUGUUUUUUUUGAACAAGAAACAGCGCAAAGUGUGUUCAUGUUCACCUGAUGAACAACGCGUCGAUAUUGUGGAAAUGAUGGAAUCUUGAUCGUUGAUCGAGAACUUAUGUAAUUUCUUCAACAUGACUAUUUAGAUACAUUCCUUAUUUUUGUUUCUUUUAUUCGAAAGAAAUGUUCAAUCAAACGUAAGACUGACAAAAGCGAUAAAAGUUAGUUUGUGGAGAUUUAAUUUGAAUUGGUAUCGAUUAUAAUUUUAACAAUUGUUCGUUCGCGAUUCACAACGAGCUUUAAUAGAUUACUUUGAUGGGACCAAGAGAAAGUGCUCAAACGUAAGACAUUGUUUCGUGAUCGUUGCGAAUUAAAUGGUGUCGAAUAACGAAUCGCGUCAAUUCGAAGGUGUCUAAUUUACGUGGCCUACUAUCAACGGUUCCUUAGCCGUGUUGAUGAGUGUCGUACGAUAAAUGCUAACCUUAUCGUAGACAUGAAUUAUUCCUACAGAAAAUUACAUUUGUGCCAAAGUUGUAGUCGCGAUAAGACGUACACAGAUAGGUGUCCAAUUCCCGAUAGAGAGAUGACGUGACAUGUUUAUGCGAUUCGAUCGAGCGGAAUCUUAUGAUUGCGUAACUGUAAUCCCAUUUUCUGAUCAAGAUCGAAGAAGACGUACGUGGCCAGUGAUACUGGUUUUUGUAGAAUGGUGCGAUUUUAUAUUGUAUUUUAAUAAAAACUCUAAACUUUUA
This is a messenger RNA of Osmia lignaria (orchard mason bee), 3548 nucleotides long. RefSeq names its product protein croquemort. The record is from RefSeq and is a predicted model, not a curated record. NCBI's taxonomy places the organism in Eukaryota, Metazoa, Arthropoda, Insecta, Hymenoptera, Megachilidae. Gene Ontology annotation, molecular function: scavenger receptor activity. Gene Ontology annotation, cellular component: membrane; cytoplasm.